AUGGUCGGUUGCAGUGGCUUGACGAUGGCCGAGUUGGCCAGUGUCUAUCCAACGGCCGGAGGCCAGUAUCACUGGACUUCCAUUCUGACACCAGCUCAACCCUCUCGCGUCCUGAGCUACAUCUGCGGAAUAACCAACGUGUAUGCAUGGAUAUCUACGACUGCCGGCAUCGCUAUCAUCAUACCGCAGGUCAUCAUUGCCAUGGUGAUAUUCCACCAGCCGGACUACGUUCCACAGACGUGGCACUAUUUCGUCUUAUAUCAAGUAAUUAACUUGAUUGCCUGUGCCCACAACAUUUUCACAUUGAAGAAGACGAUGUGGGUUAAUGACGUCUCUUUUGUCAUUACUCUGACAGGCUUCUUCACUAUCAUCGUGACAUGUCUUGCCCGGGCGUCAAACAAGCAGAGCAGCGAGAUUGUUUGGACAAACUUCGUUAAUGAGAACGGCUGGACCGACGGGAUCGGCUUCCUUACUGGCAUGAUCUCUCCGAACUAUAUGUAUGCCGGGAUUGACGGUGCCAUUCACCUGGCCGAAGAGUGCAAGAAUCCGGGCAAAGUCGUACCCAGAGCAAUGAUAAGUACGCUAACCAUUGGAUUCAUCACGAGCUUUACCUUUGCCGUGGCCAUGACAUAUUGUAUUCAAGACUUCGAUGCCGUCGUGGGCACAGCUACUGGUGUCCCAAUCUACGAGAUCUGGUACCAAGCCACACGAUCUAGCGCAGCAGCAACAGUCUUUAUGGCCGUCCUCCUCACGGCGGCCGUCGUUGCUCUGAUUGCCGUGCAGCAGACCGCAUCUCGUCUGACAUGGUCUUUCGCGAGAGACAACGCACUCAUUGGCUCCAAAUGGAUCGGAAACAUCCAUUCAUCGCUAGGCGUCCCAGUCUGGGGACUGAUCGCAAAUAACGCUAUUGUCUUCAUCAUCGGUUGCAUAUUCCUGGGCUCGUCAACAGCAUUCAAUGCCUUCAUCGGGACGGGCCUCAUCUUGCAACAAGCUACAUACGCUAUCCCUGCUGCGUUGCUCAUGUAUCGAAAGAGAUCAACCCGCUUUUUGCCUUCAAAUCGACCAUUCAGACUCUUCAGUCCACUUGGCUGGAUGGUUAACUUCUUCACCGUCGCGUUUGCGAUUGUGGUGCUAAUAUUUUACGACUUCCCUGUCAUUCUACCAGUGAGCGGAUCUAACAUGAAUUAUACGUCAGCGGUGAUUGGCGUGAUGGCAAUUUUUGCUGUCAUCAACUGGGUAUUUCACGCACGGAAAUUGUAUCAUGGACCCAGACUGGCGGAAUUUUGA
Exophiala aquamarina CBS 119918 is the source of this 1287-nucleotide messenger RNA. RefSeq lists its product as uncharacterized. Gene Ontology annotation, biological process: transmembrane transport. The coding region runs from base 1 to 1287 and encodes 428 amino acids. The transcript is spliced from 6 exons. NCBI's taxonomy places the organism in Eukaryota, Fungi, Ascomycota, Eurotiomycetes, Chaetothyriales, Herpotrichiellaceae. Gene Ontology annotation, molecular function: transmembrane transporter activity. Gene Ontology annotation, cellular component: membrane. The record is from RefSeq and is a predicted model, not a curated record.